UCAACGUGCUUUUUUUUAAAUUGUGCUUAAACAAUCUAUGACAAAAUGGCUGCCGUGAAUGGAAAAGACGAGCAACCGAUCCCACCAUCUUCCCUAAUCCGUCGCGUCAGUUCACGCUCGAUUCGAAAUUCGAUUUCCGAGGACAAAGAAAAUGGCGACGUUUGCGCGGGAAAGGGUUCCUUCGUCAGCAAAUACAAGAAGACACCAGAGGCACUAAAGAGUUUUAACAUGAAUGACAUGGAAAGUGAACUAGAAGUGCCCGGAACUCCGAUGACACCAAGAACCUCCACAACACCUGGUCACGAGAAGUGCACAUUCCACCAUGACCUGGAGUUGGACCACCGGCCGCCGACCCGCGAGGCGCUGCUUCCCGACAUGGCCAACUCCUACAGACUGCUGCUUACAGGUCUGGGUGAGGAUCCAGAGAGGCAAGGUCUCCUGAAGACACCAGAGAGAGCAGCCAAAGCAAUGCUGUUCUUUACAAAGGGAUACGACCAAAGCUUAGAAGAGGUCCUCAACAACGCUAUCUUCGAUGAAGACACAGACGAGAUGGUGGUGGUGAAAGACAUUGAGAUGUUCUCCAUGUGCGAGCACCAUCUGGUGCCAUUCUACGGAAAGGUGUCCAUCGGAUACCUGCCGCAGGGCAAGAUCUUGGGUCUGAGCAAGCUGGCCAGAAUCGUCGAGAUCUACUCCCGAAGGCUUCAAGUACAGGAGCGCCUGACCAAACAGAUUGCGUUGGCUGUCACCCAGGCGGUCAGACCCGCCGGUGUGGCGGUCGUCAUUGAGGGAGUACACAUGUGCAUGGUUAUGCGUGGAGUUCAGAAGAUCAACAGCAAGACCGUCACAUCCACCAUGCUCGGAGUCUUCCGCGAUGAUCCCAAGACCAGGGAGGAGUUUCUGAACCUCGUCCACUCAAAGUGAGGCCAUUUUGAGGUCGCUUGUCAGUUUUACGGGUCAUUUUCGGUUGGUCACUUAUAAUUUUCGGUUGGUCAGUUUUGAUUUUUGGUUGGUCAGUUUUGACGUUUGAUUUAAAUGUAGUUUUUAAUGGAUCACUUCUUCAAUAAAAUCAUCAAUAAGAUGGCUAAUGAAUUGUAUGAAAUUGUGAUCCCUAAGCCUAAUUUUCCAACUGUAGGACACAAAUUUUGAAAAAAAAUCUGUAAUAGUACCUUAUAAUUAUAAUCCAAAACGAUUAUAAUCCUUAUAUCUGAAUAAUCCAAAACGAAGAAUUUAAAAUGACCUAUAAAACUGACUUUAAAGUUGUAAAUAAGAAAAGGUUUUAUUUAAUACAGCCUUAUGACAAAUUAGUUUUAGUUUUUAGUUUUAGUUAGUUAAGAGAAUGCAAAUUUUUGAUUAUUUUUUGAUGAACAUUUUAAAAAUUUUUGGUUAAUUUUUGAUGUAGAUUUUUUUGUUAAAAAAAAUGUGAUUUUGUGCGAUAUGCAGCAUAAAUUUAAAGCGCUAUAUUUUAUUGUAUGUUUGUUUGGGAAAAUUGAUAGAUAUUAUUGCCCAAUCAUCAAUUUUCUCAAAAUUUUGUGGACCAAAAGUAAAAAUCUCGGGCUGUUAUGGCUGACGUUCGACAUUUUUGCUCACUUUUUUGACACAUUUGUUUAUUUUCUCUCGAAAACUCCAUGACGUUGCCUUAAUGUAAAGGAUUUUUAUAAUAUAUUGUACAUUAUUUUAAUAAAGUUUUUUUAAGUU
Messenger RNA from Aricia agestis (brown argus), 1695 nucleotides. It is a transcript of the gene Pu, whose product is annotated as GTP cyclohydrolase 1. Gene Ontology annotation, molecular function: GTP cyclohydrolase I activity; GTP binding; zinc ion binding. Gene Ontology annotation, biological process: tetrahydrofolate biosynthetic process; tetrahydrobiopterin biosynthetic process. NCBI's taxonomy places the organism in Eukaryota, Metazoa, Arthropoda, Insecta, Lepidoptera, Lycaenidae. Gene Ontology annotation, cellular component: cytoplasm. The record is from RefSeq and is a predicted model, not a curated record. The transcript is spliced from 7 exons. The coding region runs from base 46 to 921 and encodes 291 amino acids.